Saccharomycopsis crataegensis is the source of this 3624-nucleotide messenger RNA. RefSeq names its product Nmd5p (gene NMD5). The transcript has a single exon. The record is from RefSeq and is a predicted model, not a curated record. Gene Ontology annotation, cellular component: nuclear envelope; cytosol. The coding region runs from base 1 to 3624 and encodes 1207 amino acids. Gene Ontology annotation, molecular function: small GTPase binding. Gene Ontology annotation, biological process: protein import into nucleus. Lineage: Eukaryota; Fungi; Ascomycota; Saccharomycetes; Ascoideales; Saccharomycopsidaceae.
AUGAGUUUCCAAUCCUUACGCGAUGUGCUCGCUGGUACUUAUAAUCCAGAUCAGUCCAUUCGUCAACACGCUGAAUCAAGUUUGUACGAGUUGUCUCACCAGCCAGGCUUUUUGUCAUCAUGUCUAGACUUAAUUGCAGACCCCCAGGUUGAAAGUUUGGUAAAAUUAUCUACAGCCAUUAACAUCAAAAAUAUUAUCUCUCAAAACUGGUCAAAUGUCAGUGGUUUGCAACAGGUUUCUUCUGGCAACAACAAAGAUAUCCUUAUUUCCGAUGAAGAGAAGAAUGUCAUCAAAUCCAAGCUCAUGGAAAUCAUUAUGAACAUCACACACUUGUCAUUGAACAACUCUAACUCAAAGUACGAGGAUAUUCAUGAUCUUCUUAAUCUAAAGAAAAACCAACUCUUGCCAAUUUUGUCCACCAUCAUAAAUAUUGAUUUCCGUGCUACUAACGAUAAGCAUAUAUUUCUAGAAAGUGUGGCUGACAUGAUUGUCAAUAGCGGGAACGAUUUUGCCAAAAUCUAUUCUGGGUUAUACUGCUUGAAGGAAAUUUGCAGAACCUUCAGAUGGUCUCCAAAUAAAAGUAGAAGUGACAUCUUGGAUCCUAUAAUUUCCAAGAUGUUCCCGGUGUUGAUAGAAAUCUCCAACUCAUUGUUAGAAGUACCAUUCACCGCCCAAUCAGUGGAUGAUAAAUUGAGUAUUGUUGCUGAAGAAUUGCAUGGUGAAUUACUAAAAUUUAUUGUCAAAUGUUUCAAAUUUGUCACUUACUAUGAUUUACCAGCGCCUUUACAAUCCAAGGAAGUCUGUUUUAGUUGGGUGAACUUGCAACUACAAAUCAUCAAUAAACCAUUACCACCUUAUAUUUUGAGCAUUGUCAAUAAUGACGACUCCUCAGCUUUGAUGGAAAUAAAAAAUUCACAGUGGGUUAAGGCAAAAAAAUGGAGUUUUGCUAAUUUAUCAAACUUGUUUACUAAAUUUGGUACCCCAAUGAACUCUUUAGUUUCUUCCUCAAGCUCAUCAAAGGAGAAAAAUUACUUGGAAUUCAAAAUAUUUUUCUUGGAUGAUUUUGUUCCAGAAAUCCUUGGUUUGUAUUUCCAAUUGAUCACCAGUUGGUGCAACAAUGAACUUUUCUUAGCCAAUAGUUGUUUAUACUAUUUAAUUUUGUUUUUGGAUAAUUCCAUCAAAAUUAACAAGUUGUGGAAGAAGUUCUUCAAGAAUAACUUGGAAGACAUAAUUUCAAAGUUCCUUUACCCAAUAUUGACCAUUAAGGACUCUGUUUUAAAAUUAAUUGAAGAAGAUCCUAUGGAAUACAUUCACAUUAGCAUGAAUAUUUUCGAUGAUGAUUCUGGGAUACAUGACAUGGCAGCUUUAGGAUUAAUCACCACUUUGGCCGAAGUUAGGGAAUCUUCUGCUUUGGGUGUUAUCUUGAGAAUCACCCAUGAGUUGUUGGUGAGUCUUCAUACUGAGCAAGAAACUUUGCAAAGUGCCAAAAAGAAGGAGGCUGCGUUCAAAAUUAUUGGUACUAUCCUGCACAUUUUGGUCAAUCCUAAUAAUAAGUUCCACGACAGCUUGAAAGGAUUUUUGGAUUCUUUUGUGAUUCCAAACUUGUUGAAUAGAUACGGAUUCAUGAGAUUAAGAGCUCUUGAUGUUCUUGCCAGGUUCACCGGCGUUGAAGAAGUCUCCUCCAUGUUUUUCACUAUUUAUCAAGGUAUUAUGGUUAACCUUAGUAUUUUUAAUGAGCAAACAGCUUCGGCAGGACCAGCUGUUAGUCAAUUUAUCUCAUUGGAGGGCGAACAUCUCGACGUUAACGAAGAAGAAGAAGAUAGUCUAUUACCAGUUCAAACACAAGCUGCGCUUUGCUUACAAUCAUUCUUACAGUUUGACGGGUUCAGAGAGCUCAUUUCCAAGGAUAUUGUUUUAGUUAUGCAAAAAUUGUUGAGCUUGUCUGAAAAAAUUGAUUUGGAUGUCAUUAGUGGUGUCAUGCAGGAAAUUGUGGAAAUGUUUUCCGAGCAAUUACAACCAUUUGGUGUUGAUUUAAUGAAAAACUUAUCACAACAAAUAAUAAAUGUUUUCGAAGAAGAAGAAGACCCAAAGUCUUUGAAUGCUGACAAGAUUAUGGUUGUCAAUGGGAUCAUGAACACCAUGAUCACUAUCCUAUUGUCGUUCGAAAAUUCUGCAGAUUCCAUCAUUCAAUUGGAAGAUUCCUUUUUGUUUGUGGUGAAGGCUAUUCUUGACCACCAUUUGGAUGAUUUCUAUUUAGAAUGUUUCGAACUCAUUGAAAAUUCAACUUUCCUUUCCCGUAAAAUCAGCCCAAAUAUGUGGAAAAUCUUGAUGGAAUCUAUCAUUGACAAUAAUUUCAAGGCCCAUAAAAACGAUUCUAUUAUUUUCACUUACCUUUCGGAACUUACUCCUGCUUUGAAUAAUUACUUGAAUUUUGGUGGGGAAGAACUUAUUAACAACGAUGAAUAUUUAUUGAAGUUCGUCGAGAUGUUGAAGAUCAUUUUCAACAACGGAUACUUUGCUGAUGAACAAGGUAACGGGAAUAUAGAACAAGACAAUUUGUUAUUGUUCAAUGAAGUCUCUACUAACUUAAUUCUCACUUUGAAAAUCAAGGCUUCACAAGGUUAUAUCGGUGAGUUAUUGGAUAUGAGUAUUACUUGUUUGUUAAGAGGAACUAUUCUUCAAAUUACUUCUGAUGACCCUCAAAAGGCUUCUCAAUUCCCUGAAUUACAGUAUUAUGAAAGCAAUCCAGUGUUUGUGAAAGUUUUCCAAAGUAUUCUCUCAGCAUCUACCGAUAAAAUCCAAGUCAAUUUUAUUAAUUUGAUUGUUAGUGGAUUAGUUUACGACGUGCACACUACCUUGAAUUUAUUGAUCAAGUACAAUUUUGUAUUCUUUUUUCAAUUCUGGUUCAAAGCCCUUAUCCCUCAGAAGAAGAACUCUCAUGCUUCAUUAGAAAGAGUGUUUGAUUUGAAAAUUUCCGCUCUUGGUUUGUUGAGUUUAUUGAAUAACUUAACUAGUGAAGAGUUCCAAAAAUACCAAUUGGACUUGAUCUUUAACGAUAUAAACAGUAGAUUGAUCUAUGUCAUUGAAAAACUUCCAGCAGCAAUCAAUUCCUUGGAAAAGAGAAGAACUGAAUUUGAUGAAGCUUCAUUUGAUUAUGAUGCUGAAGACCAAAAGUUAUUUGAAAACCAAUUCCAUGGGUUCGGGGGAGCAAACGAUGAUGAUGGCGAUGAAAAUGAUGAUAAUGAUGACUGGUUGAAGCAAGAACAAAACUUGAUGAGUGAAGAUAAUCAAAAGCUUGGUAAUGGUGCCAUUGUUACUAGUGGGGAUAUCAGAAAUGGUGAAUUCAUCGACUUCUUGAAAUCCGAGCGUGAGAAGCUUGAAGUUCAAUUCAAUGAUGAUGACUAUGAAGAUUAUGACGAUGAUGAGGAUGAUCUCUUCUUUGAUGACGAAAUCACGGAAGACCCAUUGGCCAGCAAUCCAUUAGAUACCAUUAACAUUUUUGCGGUAGUCAAGGAAUCCUUGAAUCAUCUUGAACAAGCGGAUAAUGCGAAAUAUCAAGCAUUCUCUCAAAGCUUGACUGAGUCUCAAGUGGCAAUGCUUCAAGCCAUUUUCAGUCAAACCUGA